GUUACGCACAAACGAAAACAGAAGGAUUUUUCCAGUUUGCUUCUAAGCUUUGAUGAGGCGGGUGCUUGUGUCGUUUUGAAGGUUUAAAUGCAUCAAUUACUGGAUAUGAUUUGUUGUUUAUUCUAAAGGCAGUAGAUUCAUAACACCUUCACUCGUCACUCAAAGCCGUGUUGUCAGAGCAUCUAGUCUCGGCCAGCCAGCCUGCCAAAAGCGCAUGUUCAUCCAGGAGUAGCGGUAGGUCCUUGACUGGGCUAACUUACUGGAGUCCGAAAUGGCUGUUCCUGAGUGGCGUUUGUCGCUGAAGCUGAUAGACCAGCCUUCUCUUUCAAAAUCUGUGCUCCAGUUUCCGGACACUGAGCCUGGAGACGUCCCACCUGGCGAGUAUCGGGUAGCCACUCUCAAGCAGCUUGUUUCAGCGCAGUUACCAGACGCUAUUCCGGACCCCGAGCUUAUAGAGCUGGUGUACUGUGGCAGAAAGCUGAGGGAUGAACUCACUUUAGACUCUUACGGGAUCCAGUCAGGAUCUACUGUACACAUCCUGAGGAAGUCAUGGCCAGAGCCUGAGAUCCAGCCUGAGCCGGUUGACAGGGUAACAGCUGCGAGGGAAUUUCGAGUCUUGCAGGCAGCUCUUCAUACCAGCACAGCCUACAGAGACUCGGUUUUCAAGAUGCUGAACAACAAAGAGUCUUUGGAUCAAAUCAUUGUGGCAACGCCUGGUCUAAGUAGUGAUCCAAUGGCCCUAGGUGUGCUUCAAGACAAAGAACUCUUUGUGCAAUUCACAGAUCCUAACAUGCUAGACACGCUUAUUAACUCUCACCCAGCACUGGUUAAUGCCAUUAUUCUGGUGCUGCAUUCUGUAGCUGGCAGUGUGCCCACACAGCAGAGUGCCAACUCUUCCAGAAAUGUGUCCUCCAGCUCCUACAGUGACAUGCCAGGAGGUUUUCUCUUUGAAGGCAUGUCUGACGAUGAGGAAGAAUUCCAGUCGGGGAAUCGCGGUGGGCCAUCUUCCAGUUCUACAGGCUCUUCAGGCUUGAGACCUGCUACAUUAGGCUACAGUGGGGCAGUAGGACCCAGACCAAUCACUCAGAGUGAACUGGCUACAGCCCUGGCUCUCGCCAGCACUCCCGAAAGUAGUGCUGUUACACCUACCAUAGGAAACCAGGGUGCUUCUUCGGGGGUUUCCCCUGUCCCUGCAGGAACUCCUAUAACAAAUGACCUCUUUAACCAGGCCUUGCAGCAAGCCUUACAGGUGUCUAGCAUAUCCUCCCUUCAAAGUCAGUGGCAAUCUCAGCUUCAGCAGCUUCGUGAUAUGGGGAUCCAGAAUGAGGAGCUAAUCUUGCGAGCCCUGCAGGCCACUGGGGGAGACAUCCAAGCUGCCCUGGAGCUAAUUUUUGCUGGGGGAGCCCCAUAAGUCUCUCUGGGUCACACCCACUAGAAAGUAUAAUCACUGAUU
Messenger RNA from Colossoma macropomum (tambaqui), 1453 nucleotides. It is a transcript of the gene ubl7a, whose product is annotated as ubiquitin-like 7a (bone marrow stromal cell-derived). The transcript has 10 exons. The record is from RefSeq and is a predicted model, not a curated record. Gene Ontology annotation, cellular component: cytosol. Gene Ontology annotation, biological process: ubiquitin-dependent protein catabolic process. NCBI's taxonomy places the organism in Eukaryota, Metazoa, Chordata, Actinopteri, Characiformes, Serrasalmidae. Gene Ontology annotation, molecular function: polyubiquitin modification-dependent protein binding. The coding region runs from base 272 to 1411 and encodes 379 amino acids.